AGCCCCGGCUCCCUCCGGCCCCUCGUUCAAACAAUGUCCUCCAGUGAGCGAAGCCCAGAGAGCCUCUGAUCACACCGGAGCCUUGGAUUUAUUUCAAGGAAAAUUCACCCGGAAACUGAGCAGUGACACCGUGAUCCUGAGCAUAUGCCCCUGGAAAAGCUAGGGAUGAGCACCUCUCUGGGCUACAAGUCCUUCUCCAAAGAGCAACAGACCAUGGAUAACCUGGAGAAGCAGCUGAUCUGCCCCAUCUGUUUGGAGAUGUUCACCAAGCCGGUGGUCAUCCUGCCCUGCCAGCAUAACCUGUGCAGGAAAUGUGCCAGUGAUAUUUUCCAGGCCUCGAACCCCUACCUGCCCACCAGGGGAGGCACAACCGUGGCUUCGGGAGGCCGGUUUCGCUGUCCUUCCUGCAGGCAUGAAGUGGUCCUUGACCGGCAUGGUGUGUAUGGGCUGCAGAGGAACCUGCUGGUGGAGAACAUCAUUGAUAUAUACAAGCAGGAGUCCACAAGGCCUGAAAGAAAGUGUGACUUGCCAAUGUGUGAAGAGCAUGAAGAUGAGAGAAUCAAUAUCUAUUGUUUGAACUGUGAAAUACCCACCUGCUCCUUGUGCAAAGUCUUUGGUGCCCACAAAGACUGUCAGGUUGCUCCUCUCACAAACGUUUAUCAGCAACAGAAGUCCGAGCUGAGUGACGGCAUCGCAGUCCUGGUGGGCAGCAAUGACAGAGUGCAAGGGAUAGUCACGCAGCUGGAGGAGACCUGCAAGACAGUUGAAGAAUGCAGCAGACGACAGAAGGAGCAGCUGUGUGAAAAAUUUGAUUAUCUCUAUUCUGUACUGGAAGAAAGAAAAAAUGAGAUGACACAAAUAAUCACUAGAACCCAGGAGGAGAAACUGGAACAUGUCCGCUCCCUGAUGAAGAAGUAUGCGGAUCAUUUGGAAGCUGUCUCUAAGCUGGUUGAGUCAGGAAUCCAGUUCAUGGAAGAACCAGAAAUGGCCGUGUUUUUGCAGAAUGCAAAAACAUUGCUCCAAAAAAUUACUGAAGCAUCUAAAGGAUUUCAGAUGGAAAAAAUAGAAGAUGGGUAUGAAAAUAUGAACCAAUUCACAGUGAACCUCAGUAGAGAAGAAAAGAUAAUAAGAGAAAUUGAUUUUGACAGAGAGGAGGAGGCAGAAGAGGAAGAGGAGGAGACGGUAGAAGGGGAAGAUCUGGAUGAAGUCCACACAGAAUCAUCAGGAGAGGAGGGGGAGGAAGAAGAGAAGGAGGAAGAGGAAGGAGCUGAGAGAGCAGCACAGUCAUCUCAGCAGGACCCUGAACCGCAGAGUGCAGUGGGUGAGCCCCCAGCCGAACCUGUCCCAGUGCCGCUGCCCGCUACCCCGGCUGGCCAGGAUGGGGUUGUGACACCAAGUGGUUCUCAACAGACUGCAGAGUCUGACAGUCAAGUGCCACCUGCAGCAGAAACCAUCGAUCCCUUGUUUUACCCUAGCUGGUAUAAGGCUCAGCCACGGCCAGCAAGCAGUCCAAGCUCAGCCCCAGAGAGUGAGCUGGGGAAAGUUUCUCCGGUAACGAGUGCAAAGAAGGCAGAAGCCUCUGAAGUGCCAGCAGUGGAGGAGAGCGCACCAGGGAGUGGUAAGGAAAGUAAUGCCACUGCGGAGACAUCCAAGGCUGCUUCUGAGCCAUCCCCUGCAGGGCGAGCGGAGGCCGCUGCCGGGAGCAGCGAGCAGAGCACUGAGCCGACCAGACACGUCUUCUCCUUCUCCUGGCUGAAUUCCCUGACCGAGUGAGGACCUGGAGGGGCCACCCGGGGUCAGCACAGGAGCGGGCCCAGGAGGGGACACCUGAGCAGGUCAUGCUCCCAGGAGCCCACUGACCUCCACCCACGUCGUACCUAGCCCUGGAGACAGCAGUGUCCUGGAAGGGACGGGAGCAUGGGGACAAAUGGCUGUACUUCUCUAUGUAGUCAGAGUGUUUUCCAAUGAUUUCUUGUUUCCAAGGGAAAAAUGGCAUCACUACAGAUGCAGGACAAGUACUCUUCA
Molecule: messenger RNA, 2025 nt
Organism: Meleagris gallopavo (turkey)
Lineage: Eukaryota; Metazoa; Chordata; Aves; Galliformes; Phasianidae
Gene: TRIM55
Product: tripartite motif containing 55
Biological process (GO): regulation of microtubule cytoskeleton organization
Cellular component (GO): cytoplasm
Molecular function (GO): zinc ion binding
Source: RefSeq, a predicted model, not a curated record